Molecule: messenger RNA, 483 nt
Organism: Talaromyces stipitatus ATCC 10500
Lineage: Eukaryota; Fungi; Ascomycota; Eurotiomycetes; Eurotiales; Trichocomaceae
Product: RTA1 domain protein, putative
Exons: 2
Coding region: 1-483 (160 amino acids)
Cellular component (GO): membrane
Source: RefSeq, a predicted model, not a curated record
AUGGGCAGAUCCAUAUAUUUCUAUGAACCAUCCCUGGCAGCGGCCAUCAUCUUCACUAUCCUCUAUAUGCUUUCCCUUUUCUACCAGGCCUAUGUGGCAGUUAUUGCUUCCUGCACGGGAAAAUACAAUCAAGCAGGGUACUUCAUCCCAAUCUUGAUCGGCGCAGCAACCGAAGUUGCGGCCUAUGCUAUCAGGGCUGCGAGCGUCAAGAAGCCAGACGACGUCGGUCUUUACGCAACUUCGGCGACGUUAAUCGUCAUUGCCCCCGUCCUCGUCUGCGCAUGCCUCUUCCUCACGCAAGCGUCAGGAAGUGGAAUUGCUUCUUCGAAUAACUGGACGGGAUCCUCGAAAGAUGCUGGUAUAGGCGUGCUUAUUGGCGGGCUGGUGUUGCAACUUGUUACUUUCGUGCUCUUCUUGGUUCUCGUGAUUUGGUAUAAUGCUCGUCUGGCUCCUCUUCGAGAGGAGAGAAGGGUUCCGGUGUAA